Lipotes vexillifer (Yangtze River dolphin) is the source of this 1267-nucleotide messenger RNA. It is a transcript of the gene RAD9A, whose product is annotated as RAD9 checkpoint clamp component A. Lineage: Eukaryota; Metazoa; Chordata; Mammalia; Artiodactyla; Lipotidae. Gene Ontology annotation, biological process: mitotic intra-S DNA damage checkpoint signaling; DNA replication checkpoint signaling; DNA repair. The coding region runs from base 8 to 1267 and encodes 419 amino acids. The transcript is spliced from 10 exons. The record is from RefSeq and is a predicted model, not a curated record. Gene Ontology annotation, cellular component: checkpoint clamp complex.
GAGCAGCAUGAAGUGUCUGGUUACGGGCAGCAACGUGAAGGUGCUCGGCAAGGCCGUCCACUCCCUGUCCCGUGUCGGGGACGAACUCUACUUGGAGCCCCUGGAAGCCGGGCUCUCCCUCCGGACCGUGAACUCCUCCCGCUCGGCCUAUGCCUGCUUCCUCUUUGCCCCGCUCUUCUUCCAGCAGUACCAGGCGGCCACCCCUGGUCAGGACCCGCUGCGCUGUAAGAUCCUGAUGAAGUCGUUCCUGUCAGUCUUCCGCUCGCUGGCGAUGCUGGAGAAGACCGUGGAGAAAUGCUGCAUCUCCCUGAAUGGCAGGAGCAGCCGCCUGGUAGUUCAGCUGUACUGCAAAUAUGGGGUGAGGAAGACUCACAACCUGUCCUUCCAGGACUGCGAGUCCCUGCAGGCUGUCUUCGACCCAGCCGUGUGCCCCCAUGUGCUCUGUGCCCCAGCAAGGGUCCUGGGGGAGGCUGUUCUGCCCUUCCCCCCUGCGCUGGCCGAAGUGACGCUGGGGAUUGGCCGUGGCCACAGGAUCAUCCUGCGUAGCUACCAGGAGGAGGCAGACAGCGCCGUCAAAGCCAUGGUGACAGAGAUGAGCAUCGGCGGGGAGGAUUUCCAGCAGCUGCAGGCCCAGGAAGGGGUGGCCAUCACUUUCUGCCUCAAGGAAUUCCGGGGGCUCCUGAGCUUCGCCGAGUCAGCGAACUUGUCUCUCAGCAUUUACUUCGAUGGCCCUGGCAGGCCAGCCAUCUUUGCCAUCAAAGACUCUCUGCUAGACGGCCACUUUGUCCUGGCCACCCUCUCAGAGCCGGACCCGCGCCCCCAGGACCUGCAUGCCCCGGAGCUCCAGCGGCCAGCGCCUCAGCUUCAGGCCCACAGCACGCCCCACCUGGACGACUUUGCCCUUGAUGACAUUGACUCCUACAUGAUCGCCAUGGAAACCACUGUGGGCAGUGAGGGCUCACGGACACUGCCCUCCACCUCCCUUUCACCUGGCUUCCAGCCCCACUGUAGCCCUGGCUCCCACUCAGAGGAGGAAGAUGACACCGAGCCCAGCACAGUGCCUGGGACUCCCCCACCCAAGAAGGUAGGGGCUGGCUGGAGACACAGGCCGGGAUGGGAGGCGGAGGGAGCAGCCUCCAGAGUUCACUCGCUUCCUCUGUUUUCUCGCCAGUUCCGCUCGCUGUUCUUUGGCUCCAUCCUGGCCCCUGCACACUCUCCCCAGGGCCCCAGCCCAGUGCUGGCUGAAGACAGCGAGGGGGAAGGCUGA